AUCGUGCGGAUCGGAUGGAUAGCUGUUGUUGCGUCGGGUCUUUUAAAGACAUUGUGACUUGUAAACGGUGACUUGUAAACGGUGAUAAAGUGACCCGGUGACUCGGUGUAUCUGUAUCGGCAAGCAAAGAUUUGUGGCAACAGAGACUGUUGCACCCGGAAUGGCAUAAUAUUGAUAAAGAUUCAUGCGAAAAAGAUGCAACGGCUGCUCUCCAGACAAAGUCCAGACCUAGAUCCUGCGACCAGACCAGUGUCCUCGAGAACGGCCACAGCCACUUGAUGGGCAACUGAAGAGCUCCGCUCCGAUCUGAUUUGAGGGCAUGAGAGGCACUAGCAAUAACGGGAAUAGCAACAAACGUAAUUUGAAUUUGUGCAGUCACCGAAGGAUUUGGGCGAGAGGAGCCAAUUGUGUACAUAUUUCGCCUCUGUCUGUUCCUGUUUCGUGUAAAUAAAUGCAAUGCAGGACCAGAAGCAGAAACAGCAACAUCACAAGGAGCAGGACUAACAGAAAAAUGGCAAAAAGUGCAGUUAAGCGUGGAAAUUGCAUUAAAAAUUGAGGAAAAAAUUGAGAAAACAAAAAGCUGUAAAAAGACACAAAAAAAAAAAGAAACCGGAAACCGUCGAAACAAACAAAGACACAAAACGAAAACGCUGAAGUUAACGAGCGCUAAAAAGCAACAAAAACAACAGAAAAAGCCGGGCUUACAGACACGGAGCGACAGGGAGGGAAAGAAAACGCGAGUGAGAUAGAGCAAGUGGCGCGGUAUAGGGGGGAAAAAAUAGUAAAGUUUUGAUUGAAAAUUUCCACUGUGCUUUCAUUUGACGGAACGCCGCAUCCUUUCUUGAUUGUGUAAAUUUUUGAUUAAGAAACAAAAAACCAUCAGAAAUCCGCGUGGCGUGAAACAAAAAAUAAUAUCUGCAAAAAAGACUCGGAUUCGGAUUCGGUUCGAUUGGAUUCAAUUCGAAUUUUGAACAUCCGAAACUAAGACAAAAAUAUCAAAUAUCAAGUACUGAGGGACUUUGUAUACGAGAAAUACAACUUUGCAGUUUGUAUUUGAGUUUUGUCAUGACAGUUCGGGCCUACGUUAUGCUAUAUUUUUUAUUGUUUAUGCAAAAAAAGAACGCCGGAAUCGAGUUUGGAGUCGGCUGCAGUUGCGGUUGCCGUAGUCAUAAACAUAACUGACUGAUACACAAAAUUGAGCGGUAAACACUGAAAGUGAGUCGUGCAGUAAAAGUCAAAGUCUGCCCCACCCAACGUCCAAAAUAACAAAAAAAAAAAAUCAAAUAAAUAAAGAAAAGCAGCUAACGCCACCCCGAGCCACUCGGGUCGUUGACAAAGUAACGCAUUUAGUGAUAAGCGCCAAACGACUUUGGCAAAAUGAGCAGCCAAAACAGGAGCCCCAGCAGCAGUAGAAGGAGCAGUAGCAGCAGGAGCAGGAGCACAAGGAUGGGAAUUGGCAGCACGAAGAUAACAGGCCAACUAUUGCUCCUUAUCGGCAUCGCAGUCGCAUCAUGUUUGCCGGGAAUUGUCGAGGGCUUCCAGCGAUUCUCGGAACAGCCCAAAUACACGGAGGUGAACCCGGCGGAGGACACCCUGCUCACAUGCAAAGUUAUCGACAAGCGUGGCACGUGCUCCUGGCAAAAGGAUAACAAGCCCGUUGGCAUCUACACGAAGAAAUACGAAUGGGCCUCACGUCUGCCGACGAACGACAAUGGGAAUGUCCUGCAUCUGGACCUCCAUCCGCCGCCGCCAGUACAAGUUGGCGGCGACUGCUCCUUGUGGAUCCGCUCCGCCACCCUGGACUUUGACGACGGUCUGUGGGAGUGCCAGGUGACGGCCAGUGACUUCACCACCCAGGACGCCCUCACCAGCCAGCCGGUGCGUCUGGUUGUACGUGUGGCGCCACAGCGACCUAGGCUCGAGUACGAGGCGGUCCACGUGCCCCCGGGACACAAUAUCACCGCAGAUGCCGGCGCCACGGCGACGGUUAAAUGCGUCUCCCACUACGGCAAUCCUCCGGCCACCCUGAAAUGGUAUUUGGGCGACCAGGAGAUUUCACCCAUCCACCCACAGACGAACGCCACGGAGCCGGAUAAUCCCCGCACCUGGUCGGCCACCUCGGUGGUGCAGAUUUCGGCGAUGCGGGAGCGCCACGGAGACAUUCUGCGGUGCGCCGCCUUCCACGAGUCCUACUCGGCCAAGUCGGUGGCCGUGGAGGCGAGGCUGGAUGUGAAAUACGCGCCGAGCAUUCGUCUAAUUGGCUCGCCGGAAAUCGACUUGGAGGAGGACAAGGAUGCGCUCAUCCUGCGCUGUGUGGCCGAUGCCAAUCCACCGGCCAGCAUCGUCUGGCGACGGGCGGGUCGCUCCGAGAUAGCCAGCCUGCAGGAAACCCUGCAAUUGCGUCCCGUCGGACGUCGGGACGCUGGACUGUACACCUGCCAGGCGCAGAACUCGGUGGGCACCUCCGAGCAACUGUCGGUGCAGUUGGAUGUUAAGUAUCCGCCCAAAAUUGUUUCAGCUGGCCCGGACCGCCUCACCACCGCUCCUCUCUUCAGUCCUGCCGCCUUCGAGUGCCUGGCCGAUGGUAAUCCCAUGCCAUCCUUCAAAUGGGUGCAGAGAAUCGCCCAUGGCUCGAAAUAUGUGGAACGUGGCUCAGAGUCCCGAUUGGUCAUGGACAACGUCACCUACGAGUACCAGGGGGACUACGAAUGCCGGGCCACCAGCUACAUCAACGGCCAGGAGCGGGUGGCCAUAUCCGAUCCGGUGUCGCUGCAAGUUGUGGGUGCCCCUCAGGUGCUCCGCCUGCACCCCUCCCCGCAGACCGUCACCGUGAAGAGGGGAGAGGCGGCCGUCCUCAACAUGGUCGUCUGUGCGGAUCCACGGCCCCUGCGCGUCGCCUGGGAGUGGGGCUCUUUGCGUCUGGAGGCCGGCUCGGGCAUCGAUCGCUUCCGGGCCGACGACAUGCAGCCGGACAGCCGCGAGGACUGCUACCAGUCCACCCUGAAUAUCCUCCACACGAACGAGCACGACUCGAGGCUCUACUAUCUAGAGGUGGAGAACGAGCGGGGCACCGAUCGCCACGCCAUUCACCUGAUUGUGGAGGGUACGUUUGCAGAACCUUACGAGAUGAGCUAUUUAAUGGGCGUGGCCGGGGGCUGCAUGGCGGCCAUUCUCCUGUUGGUAUGCCUCUGCAUUUAUGCCAUAAAGAGCAAGAGAUGCUGCUUCAAGGGUUCCACGGGCUAUAAAUCAUCGGAUAAAGACAGCGAGAAAGCUGAUUUGAAAUCCCGCUCGGAUAGCACGAGUGGCCCUCAAGGAGAUUCGAUUUACACCACGCCCGCCGGCUUCCAUCAUCACCAGCAGCAGCAGCAACAGCAACAACAGGCGCAGCAGCAACAACAGGCGGCUGCUGCGGCGGCGGCAGCCCUUCAUGCCGCGUCCCAGCAUCCGCAGCAGCAGUAUCCGGGCCACGGAUCGCCGGAGGCAAUGAAGUCGAGUUCCCAGGCCAGAAGCGUUGGCCACGACGAACUGGGCAACCUCCUCUGGCAGCAGGAUUCCUGCGAGUUCCUUGAGCAGUUUCCAGAUUCCCGCUGUCCCGUGCCGCCUCUUAGGCACUGCCACGCUCCCGGACAUGGGCAUGGCCAUGCGCCCAACACGCUGGCCAGACGGAAUGCGGAUCUUUUUAGCGGUGAUUUGGGCAUACCGGAGAUCAACACCCAUGUGGGGAGCGUGGUGCACACGUUCGAGACCCUGGCCCUGCAACGCCGCCUGGCCGAGGCGGAGGAGCAGGAGAGGCUGGACCGCGACCGGGAGCUGAGUAAGUAUGAAGCCAGCAGCACCCAGAGCAAGUACAGCCAGCUGAAGCGCCGCUCCCAGGAGAUGCGCCAGCGGUUGGUGCAGCAGAUGCACCGCCAGCGAUUGCAGCAACAUCAGCACCAGCAAAUGCAAUUGCAGCAAAAGCAGUUGCCACUAGCACGCUCACGAACACAGUCGCAGCCACAGCAGCAAUCCAUGCACGAGGGCACCCUACUGACCAAUAGCUGCAGCACCCAGACCUUGGCCUCCCACUUCUGGCAGCCAGCUCAGCGCCGCUCCACGGAACAUCUGCCUCAGUCUACGUUCGAGGACUAUCGCAAGAAUCUGUUCGGCACCUUGGGUAGGCGCGGAAGCGUUGAGGAGCCUGAGGAGUUGCAAGACGAAUCCUUCAUAGUGAACGCCGCCUUCGACGAGAUAUUCUCGCGGUAUGAUGACGAUGGAAGUGAGGUGGGCAGGGGCCAGGAUCGCAGCCGCACCCACACCCACACCCAGACGAACAUCGACGAUCUCUUCGAGGAUGAGCACAUGCUGGUGAGCCUCAGCGAGCUGGACGACGAGGUGUUUGCCAGUCGGGCGGCCACAGCAGCGACCACGCCCACCAACAGCAAGGCAGGACGAACGCCCAAGCACAGUACUCCGGCCCUGAAUGUAAAUAAAUAUCCGGCUCCAGCACCACCGCGAUCCCGGACCCUCACGAACCUCUUCGAACGUCUGAAGUCGCAGGAUCACAAGUUGCAAAAGUACCCGGCGGAGUCGGCCCUCAACGAUGCUGGGGACUUCAACCGUGGCUCCACGGUCAGCAAGUCCUUUGUCCAGCAGCUGAGAAAGCCUUCGCAAAAGCAGAAGAGGGCACCCCGGCCGCCGCCCAAACCCCAGUCCCGAUCCCAGGUGGCCAUCGCACAUGUGACUCCGCUGCGCAAGGCUCUGAUCUUUCCCAAGCGGUCCAAGUCCUCCAGCGAGCUGCUUCUAGACGACUUGGGCGUGCAGGCGCGUAAGUAUCGCAGUCGAAAGGAUCAAGGAUCAGCGCUCUAAGAACGAGAAAGAAAAGAAUAGAAAGGCACCCAGUUUUGCACCUGUUUUCUCACAUGUUGACCCUCUCAAUCUUUUCACUCGGAUAGCAUUAAAAUGGUUUUUUCCCCUUAUUUCUGUUUACCCAGAGGCGACGCUUUUGUAGGCUAAGUGACCCAAAUAAAGAAACCCGUAACCCUGACAUAGACCCUGACCCGAUCCCGAUCCCGAAAACCA
Molecule: messenger RNA, 5058 nt
Organism: Drosophila bipectinata
Lineage: Eukaryota; Metazoa; Arthropoda; Insecta; Diptera; Drosophilidae
Product: irregular chiasm C-roughest protein
Biological process (GO): cell-cell adhesion
Cellular component (GO): plasma membrane; cell-cell junction
Molecular function (GO): cell adhesion molecule binding
Source: RefSeq, a predicted model, not a curated record